Molecule: messenger RNA, 1765 nt
Organism: Mercenaria mercenaria
Lineage: Eukaryota; Metazoa; Mollusca; Bivalvia; Venerida; Veneridae
Product: centromere protein O-like
Exons: 7
Coding region: 56-823 (255 amino acids)
Cellular component (GO): kinetochore; Mis6-Sim4 complex
Source: RefSeq, a predicted model, not a curated record
UUAUUUUAAUCAAGUAAGCAACGAAAACUUCCGGUGCGGAAAAAUUAAAAAGUAAAUGAGAAUGGAUUAUCUAGAUGAACAAGAAGACAGAGAACAGAGAGCUGAAUGUAUGAACAGACUGAGGAAGAGAAAGCAGUUUCUUCUGGAGAGACUUGAAAUAUUGCACAAUAAAAAGUUUGAUGUCGAAGAGUACAAGGUGGUAGAUUCCAGUGUGCAACAAGAAGUUUUGGACUGCCUGGAGAUUCUGGACAGCUACCGGCUACUUGGUGUAUGUAUAAAGUCUAUGGGUCCAGAUUUAGUUCUUCGGUUUGAUCCUUUGUACAAAAAUCAGUACCCAACAACUGAACAUUACAGUGUGCAACUGCUGAGGAAGGGAGGAAACUUUGAACUUGGAAAACACAACUUACCUCCCUUUAUUCCUGCCAAUCAACUUCUGGAAAAAUAUUUAGCAAAUGGUAUUGCAGAGUUUGUUGAGGAGACAAGGAAUUUAUUGUAUGCCUAUGUACAGCGGAGAGAAGGCCUUAAAUAUACACAGGAAACAUUUGGGGACAAUAUAAAAGGAGAUCUAGAUGUCAACUUAGCCGUAUCCUAUGUAAAACUUCAGUUGUGUACUUCAGACAGAUUUCCAGAGCUUGAAGUGACUCUCCAGUACAGUCUGGAAAAGUGUUUACCAGAUACUGUAAAUAUCAAGCCUGCUGAAGAUGAAGAGACAUACAGUGUGUCCAAGAAAAUGCUGGAACGCAAAGUAGAGAAGUGGAGACAGAUAUUCUUAAACCAGGAUAUAUUUACGGCUGUAUCAGACAUUGUUAAAGAAAAGUCUUGAGGCAAACAAGAGUAUGGCUCCAUAUCCUGACCAAACCCGACUUUAAGCUCACAUGUGCACAUCAUUUGGUGUCCACCCUGUCUGCAGUUUCUUUAAAGUACAUCACUUCAGCCUUUCAGGUGAACUGCACAAGAUUGUUGCUUAGGUGGUCCUCUUUCAGAUUCCUUCAAAUCUAGGUCAUCAGUGCAGAAUUCACAUGGCAAGUGAAAUAAAAAAACUUUGAAAAUCAACCUCCCAGAAACCACUGGCCUCAGUACUCCAGGCUCUUAGUGAGCUGUUAGGAUCCAGUGUUGUCUUUGGAUCAUAUGGGGUCAAAAACUAGGUCUCUAGGUCAGAUAAUAGAAAAAACCUUGUAUAUUUUCUUGAGGUCAUAUUUUCUACCUGAUCUAUAUGAACAUAGUCAGAAUGUUAAUCUUUAUGAGAACUAGGCCACGUUCAAUUCUGGGUCGUCCGAGUGCAUAUUUCACGAUGCAGUGGAAAUAAGUGUUUUGUUACAAGCAGAUCUUGUUGAUUCUACAUAAAUGUUAUUAAUAUUUCUUUAAGUCUGAGUAAAAUUGAAAAUGUUGCUGUUAAUGUUUUUAAGGCAAGAACACACAUAAAAAUGAUGUCAAGCAAAUUUGCAUGCUGAUGUAGACAACCAAUGACGUUUCGGGUUCUUUUAUAAGUACGCAGGUACUGAAAAGAUGUAUGUAACAAUUAUAGUUAUGUGCUUUAUACACCAGGUUGAUAAAAACUGUGAAUUUAUAGAAAUUGUAUAUAUUUCAGUAAAUGUUUUUGUUGGAAUAUUUACAUAGAAAAUGGAAUCAUUUAAGUGUUUUAUACUUGGAGAUAAAGUUAUACCUGUUUCAGUUGUUUCAUUUAUACUUGAUAAUGUGAUGAUAUUUUACCAUUUUCAUUGCUUUUGUUUUGAUGAAUUGUUAAUAAAAUCUACUGCUAUUGAAA